Nerophis lumbriciformis (worm pipefish) is the source of this 1464-nucleotide messenger RNA. The record is from RefSeq and is a predicted model, not a curated record. NCBI's taxonomy places the organism in Eukaryota, Metazoa, Chordata, Actinopteri, Syngnathiformes, Syngnathidae.
CCAUAUCCCCCACAACAUAAACUGACCAUAAAAGAGUUAUUUGAAGAUGGCAAGCCCAACGCAGAACUGCUACGUAACCAUCUCGUCAAAGAGGGCAGGGUGGAAGAAGAUGUAGCGCUAAAGAUAAUCAACGAUGGAGCCAACAUCCUUCGGCAGGAAAAAUGCAUGCUGGAAGUGGAGGCACCUAUUACAGUAUGUGGUGAUGUCCACGGUCAAUUCUUUGACCUCAUGAAGUUAUUUGAAGUGGGAGGAUCACCUAGUAAUACGAGGUAUCUCUUCCUCGGAGACUACGUAGAUCGAGGAUACUUCAGCAUUGAGUGUGUUCUCUACCUCUGGUCACUCAAGAUCAACCACCCCACCACACUCUUCCUCCUCCGAGGGAACCAUGAGUGCCGGCACCUUACAGAGUACUUCACCUUCAAACAGGAAUGUAAAAUUAAGUACUCAGAAAGGGUCUACGAUGCCUGUAUGGAGGCCUUUGAUUGCCUGCCACUUGCUGCCCUGCUUAAUCAACAGUUCCUGUGUGUACACGGUGGACUCUCACCAGAAAUUAACUGCCUUGAUGACAUAAGGAAAUUAGAUAGAUUUAAAGAGCCUCCGGCAUUUGGGCCAAUGUGUGACCUGAUUUGGGCCGACCCUGGUGAAGACUAUGGGAGUGAAAAGACAACGGAACACUUCAACCAUAACUCUGUCAGAGGCUGUUCCUACUUUUUCAGUUACUCUGCAGUUUGUGACUUUUUGGUAAAUAAUAAUUUGUUGUCAGUAAUUAGAGCCCAUGAAGCCCAAGAUGCAGGCUAUCGGAUGUACAGAAAAAGUCAGACUACAGGCUUCCCUUCAUUAAUUACAAUCUUUUCAGCACCAAAUUAUCUUGACGUGUACAACAAUAAAGCUGCUGUAUUAAAAUAUGAGAACAACGUGAUGAAUAUCCGACAGUUCAACUGUUCCCCGCAUCCUUAUUGGUUACCCAAUUUCAUGGACGUCUUCACAUGGUCUUUGCCAUUUGUUGGCGAAAAAGUGACAGAGAUGUUGGUGAAUGUUCUCAACAUUUGCUCUGAUGAUGAACUCAUGUCGGAGGGAGAUGAUCUUUAUGAAGGUGGCACCACAGCGAUGCGAAAGGAGGUGAUUCGUAACAAGAUCCGUGCAGUUGGCAAAAUGGCCCGAGUCUUCUCAGUGCUAAGGGAGGAGAGUGAGAGUGUAUUAACUCUCAAAGGCCUGACCCCAACUGGAACACUUCCCAUGGGAGUGCUGUCUGGUGGAAAGCAGACAUUACAGACUGCUACUAUUGAAGCAGCUAAAGCAAAAGCUAUCCAAGGCUUCUCUCCCACGAGGAAGAUUCGUAAUUUCGAGGAAGCACGCGGACUGGACAGGAUAAACGAGAGGAUGCCGCCACGUAAAGAUGGCCAGCAGCCAGAUGGCGGUAGCAUCAAUAGCAACACACCCAACAAGAACGGCACUGACGGAUAG